This is a messenger RNA of Oncorhynchus mykiss (rainbow trout), 6526 nucleotides long. RefSeq lists its product as uncharacterized. Gene Ontology annotation, cellular component: nucleus. NCBI's taxonomy places the organism in Eukaryota, Metazoa, Chordata, Actinopteri, Salmoniformes, Salmonidae. Gene Ontology annotation, biological process: negative regulation of DNA-templated transcription. Gene Ontology annotation, molecular function: RNA binding; metal ion binding. The record is from RefSeq and is a predicted model, not a curated record.
UGUCAUUGUAACUGAUCACAAGACAAAUAAAGUGACCAAAGGGGUCACAUUCCGAGUGUAGAAUAUUACCACCAAAGGUGUUUUUCAUUGUAGUGACACCGUCGGAGCGUUCAGAUCCAUGGGAGAGCCAAAUAUCGUUGCCCACACUGUGACCUCCAGAAGUUGGCACCAGCCGAAAUUGAGUGAGACUCUUGAAAAAAGCAAAAAUCUGUUCGAAAUUGUUUAGCAAAUAAAAAUAAGGCCUUGCGCUUCACAUUGUUUCGUAAUCCCCUAGUAUUAAGAGAAACUAUAGACAAAGACAAAACAACAAAGAUUAUAUAAAAGUAUAAACUGUAGUAGGAUGAGUCAAAGACGUAGGAGCAGUAAACGUAAACGACAAGGAACCGAGAUCUACACCAUUUAAAUAAAUUUAAAGUGAAAAUAGCUUAUUCCAUAACCUUUGAGCUAGACGUUAUCUGGCUUUGAAAUUCAACUCAACUGAAAAUUAUGUUCAAGACCAAACCAAGGGUUCUUGUAGUAAGAGACGAAAAACCCCCUUUAGUGUAAUCAGGAACUAUUCUGAGAAAUAAAAUAACAAAUAAUAAUUUAAAUAAAAGGGUACCUACUAUUUUAAGUGCAUAUGAAAACUGAUCAUAAAAUAAUUGAAUAAAAAAAUGUUUUACAUAUAAACGUUCCUAAGACCUUUUUUGGAAAUAAGUAUUAAUAACUAAAUAGAGCAAUAACCGUGUAAAGUCAGAGCAGACCUGUAUGCCAUUUAAAACAGUAUCUUAAGUUACUGUAUACAUAAAUAAAUACAGCUUUCAAUCUUCUUGGUAAGUGUGUAAACAAAAUAGGUCUUCUGGUCAUACAAGAACAAACUAAUCAAUUGAAAUACCUGAGUAUUCCUGAAAAAGUCACCUGAUGAUUGUUAGGUAAACAACAUAAGGAAAAUGAGAAUACCAUGGCUGAAACCAUCAACCUGUUCCUUCUAGUGAGAUUUUAGGGAGGAAUAUGGAUUUCUGAACCGUUGAUGAAGCCUCGUCCUCCGACGAAGUAAGCAGCCUUUCCCUCAUUUCGUGCUAUCUUGAUCGUUGGCCACAACUUGUUACUUCUUUCUAUGUCCUCCGGGCUGAGAUGGUCGGCGAAACGCAUACCAUGGCUCUGAAGGAAGGCGUUCUUUCUAGCAGCUUCCCAGACUGCAUCCCUCUAUAAUCUGGCAGUGAAGAGGAUGACGAUAACCCCUAGGUCUUGAAUCAUUUUGAAUCGUUUUGCUGUGGCCUUCGUUUUGCUGUGCCCUUCGUUUUGCUGUGCCCUACUUCUGAAGGAACGCAGUUGACAAGUAGGCGGCGACUUGGUGCACACGUGCUCGGAAGUAAGCAAGGAAAACGUCAUGUCUUUCUCUGGCGAGCUGUUUGUCUGGCGAUAGCACUGGCGUCGUAGUGGAAAUUAUAUUUUGGGAGCGCUUAUCGUGGAAACAUUACGAAACGUGUUUGUGGUGUGCGCUCAUCUAAGACGAACCGUUUGCAAGUGAAGUGCGCGAGCGUCAAGAUAGAGCGGUGCAGGUGCACGAGCCGACACGCAUGUGCAACGUUGUCUGCAGUGAGCAUUUCGCGCUACAUUAUUUAGCUAUAACCUCGACAGUUUGCCAGCUACUUUUUAAACCCGUUAGCAAGUUACCUGGCUAGCUACUGCAGUAUAUAACUAUGACCUAGACACAUUUUGUAGUGGUAAUGAAUGAAAACCACUCAUUUCUAUUUUGAGGAGAGGAGUAAGGCCUACCCGACACAACAGUGUAUGUCAGCAACAUGGCAUUCACCAGCCUUUUUUCAAGUCUUCCAAACAAAGAAUUUGACCCGACGCCUUGUGAGCCGAGAGAGAGAUUUCAAAGGGAUGAAAGACAACUGGAACCAGUUAAACUGGAGAAGGGGAACGAAAGGGAUGCCCAGUCCAGAAAGUGGCCAUUGCAACAGGGUCAGCAGAGUGGCCCCAGGAAGAGGAAAAAGAGGGACCAACAGGAGCAGUGUGGCCAGGCCAAGAAAAGUAACCUUCAUAAAUGUCUACCACAAUCUUAUAAAGACUUUGACUCUGUGGCCCGAGACUUCAUGGUGAAGUGUGAUUUCGAGCAACCAAGCUUUGACUUCAGUAGAGAACUGGACUUCUACAGUGAUAGCAAGGAGGGUGCAUACCCAGGUCAUGCUACAGAGAAGUCGGGUUGGAAGAACAUGAGGCCCGGAGAAGCCAAGGAUCCUGAUCAGAACAAGGAUGUUCAAGGUGUAAACAAGAAGAAGGGACGGGAGCAGAAGAAGCAGCGAUGGGAGCCUCAGCAGCAGAGACUUGACAACCAGGCCAGAGGCAGAGGGGGAAACUCUGCCAGGAGGGGUGGGGAUUUUACCGGACUGGGUGGACACGGAACUAACCAGCCCAGAGUCUUCUCCAACAGGGGUGGAGGUGGUUCCAACAGGGGUGGAGGUGGUUCCAACAGGGGUGGAGGUGGUUCCAACAGGGGUGGAGGUGGCUCCAACAGGGGUGGAGGUGGCUCCAACAGGGGUGGAGGUGGCUCCAACAGGGGUGGAGGUGGCUCCAACAGGGGUGGAGGUGGCUCCAACAGGGGUGGAGCCGGUGGAGGUGGCUCCAACAGGGGUGGAGAGGGGAGCAAUAGAGGCCAGGGCUGUGACAAGAGGGGCAGUUUUCUCCAAAGAGGUGAUUGGUCAAAGCGAGGCACUGACCGGUCACGUAGUGGUGGACGACAGUUUCCAGAUGAUGGACGUUUAACACUGGAAACUUUGACAGGAAAGGGGAAGAAGAACAUGACAAAGGAAUUCAAAGACCAGAAUGCUUUGGAGAUUGACGGCAGGUUAAUCUGUCGACAUUUCCUCAGGGGAAAGUGCAUCAAGGGUGAUGACUGCCAGCUAGAACAUGCUCUGGACGUCAACUACUCGAUCAACGAAGUGUGUAAAUUCUACGUCCAGGGAUCCUGUUCGAAAGGAGAGAGCUGCAUAUACAUGCACAAGAGUUUCCCCUGCAAGUUCUUCCAUACUUACGAGAAGUGCUCCCAAGGAGACCAGUGCAGGUUUUCCCAUGAACCUCUGACUGAGCUCACCAAACAGCUACUGGAGGCAGCAUUGAAGAGGGACAAGGACAUUGAGGAACUGGCUAAAAAGGACAAGCCAAUCUGCAUGGAGGAGUCAGUGGCCACAAAGGAGUCGGCGUCAGCUGAGGAGACACAGCCUGUCAUUAACAUGUUCCUGAAUCCCCUAAGGCCAAACUUUUACAACAGUUCAUCACCCUCUGAGCCACCUGCUGAGGAAAGUACCCCCAUGUGUCAGAAUGAAGUGUCAGCUGAGGUCGUGGAGAAGGAAAUUGCCCCUCCAGAGUCCAUUCGGUCUCCUGAUCCUCCCCCAAGCUCUCCUGGCUUUAAGGAACCGGUUUCUUAUUCAGUUGAGGCUGUGCUUGGGUCCCAUAGGCCCCUGGAAAAACCCUUCCGCAGCUUCUUUGCAGCCUCUAUCAGCCAGACCUCACAGACCCAACCAGAUCCACUCACAACUACAUUAGUUCCUCCAGACUCUAUCCACACUCCUGAUCCACCCCUAAACUCUACAUGCAGCAAGAGAAAUGUUCCUUAUUCAGUCAAAGCUGUGCUUGGAUUCCAGAAGCCUGUAGAAAAACCCUUCUGCAGCCAAUUUUCAGGAUCCAUCACCCAGUCCUUCACACUCCCCACACAGAUCCAAUCAGAUCCCCCCAGCACUACAUUUGUUUCUCCAGACCCCAUUAGUUUGUCUGGUCCUCAUCUGAAUAAGAGGCAGGCUUCUUAUUCAGUUGAGGCUCUCUCUACGCCCCAGAAGCCAGUGAAAAAAACCUUUUGCAGUCUUUUUGCAGGACCGAUCAGCCAGACCUUUACUAGACCUCUCAUACAGAACUCUGCUAAUUCUCCCAUCAACACCCCAGGCUGUACGAGACCAGCUUCUUAUUCAGUUAAGGCUGUUCUAAAGUCCCACAAGCCUGUGGAAAACCCAUUUCGCAGCCUCGUUGCAGGCCCCAUCAACCAGUCCUCUCGCCACCCUGAUAUACAGACCCAACUAGAUCGUCCUAGCACUACAUUAAAUCCUCCAGACUCCAUUCGGCCCCCUGAUCCUCCUUCAGUCUAUAAGAGGCCGGCUUAUUAUUCAGAUAAAGCUGUGCUUGGAUCUCCUAAACCUUUGAAACCAUCCUUCAGCAGCCUCUUUGCAGGCCCCAUCAGCCAGACCUCUCCCCAACCUCCCACUCAGACCCAAGCAGAUUCUUCUAGCGCUACAUUUGGUCCUUCAGACUCUGCUCCUCCUGCAGGCUGUAAAAGGCCGGCUUCGUAUUCUGUUACGGAUGUGCUUGAGCCCGAUAAGCCUGUGGAAAACCCCUUCCGCAGCCUUUUUGCAGGAACCAUCAGUCAGACCACUACCGACCCUCCCUCACAGUCCCUAAACUCCCUCGGUUGUAAGGCACCAGCUUCUAAAAAGCCCAUGGAAAAACCCUUCCGUAGCAUCUUUGCAGGCCCCAUCAGCCAGACACCCAAUAACCACCCUCCCAGACAGACCCGACCAAAUCCCCCCAGCACUGCAUUUAGUCCUCCAGACCCCGUUCGGUCUUCUGAGCCUCUGCCAGUCGGCAAGAGACGGACAUCCUCAGUUGAGGCUGUCAGUGAGUCCCAGAAGUCCAUUGAAAAACCAUUUCGUAGCCUCUUUGCCGGCCCUCUCACACAGACCUCUACUUCUGGCCAUCCAACACAGACCCAACCAGAUCCCCCUAGAAACUUCACUGCUGAAAGACCAGCUUCUCAUUCACUUGAGGCUAUGUUUGAGACUCAGAAGCCAGUGGGAAAACCCUUUCGAAGCCUUUUUGCAGGCCCCAUCAGCCAGACAACCCUCCCUGACCCUCCAACACAGACCUGGCCAUAUCCCCCCAUAGUCAAGCCUAAACAGAAGGAGCGUGACCCAACACCAUUCACCGAGCCGUCCACAACCCAUUCUGUUCUGAGGACCCUCUUCCUACGCCUGAGCCCAUGCCGCCAGGAGGGGGAGCAGGCAAUCAGUAACAGCUGCAAAGAUCCAGGAGGCGAUGGCCUGUGUUCCAGUGAAGACGAAAUCCAGAGAGGAUCUACUUCCACAGGACAGCAGAGGCAGAGCCAGGAGGUGGAGGACAUUGAUGAGCUGGAGAGUGAGCGAGAGGAGCCGGAGGAGUGCGUUCUGAGAGAUGAGCUGUUAGUAAUUCCAUUAGAGCCAUUAGUACCUUACGUGCCACUUGGUGACCCUCGCCACCAUCGCCAGGCUGAUAUCACCCUGCCACGGUCCACCUUCGCCCAGGACGUGGUGUGGUCCUUUGAAGACCUUACUCCCCUCUCACUCCAUCACCAGCCGUCUGUCCCUCUGGCCUCCCGCUCUGCUGAGAGAACAUCAGGUUCUGCUGUUGGACUGUCCAGUCCUGCAGGACUCAGGCCACAGCCUUCCCCACAGGACUCCAACUCUCAGGAGGCUGCAGGAGAGCAUCUCAUUCCCUCCAGGAAUUCAGGUAGGGGACAGGUCCAGGUGGAUACCCCCGGCGUUCACAACCUACCGAUCCAAGCGAUGGUACGGAUCACUCGACAUAACAGUGAUGUACAACCAAAGAGACUGUCUGGACAAAUGAGGUGCAAAAGUGGCAACGUGGGUGAAAAAAAAACACUGAAAGACCUUUUUAAGACUUUUGACCCCACAUCAUCUCCCUUCGGACAGUAACUGCAUUUGGACUAUGGCUCAUAUUGUAUGCACUGUCGGUCAAUGGACUACGCACCAAGACUUACACAAACACUUGUCCUUCAUAUGAAUGCUUUUGCUCUAAUGUAUUUUCCCGCUAACAUGUCAGAACAGAAAUUCAUUGCAAAAAUGGUUGUGUAAAAUGCAGGACGCCAAUUAUGCAUGCACACACACAACCCUCUUUAACUACAUUUGAUGAAGUGUUACUCCCAUAUCUUUACUUAGCAACAGCUAAUGUUACUGAUGAAUUGUCAACCUAGUCUGUCUCGGUGUGAAUUGUUUUGGGAUUUUCUUAGAUGAGGCAUGUUGAUGUUUUUUUACUGACUAAAUCAUCAAUCAUGUACAUUUUUAAGGUUUACAAAAACGAAUGACAUUUUAUUUAAUUUUUAUUAAAGCAGGAAGUAACCUAUUGGAACAAUUAGCCAGUUAACUAGUAACUAACCGCUGCCCUCAUCCUCCACUCCUGCUGACUACAUUUCCUCUUAUUUGAUAAGUGAACAAUGGGUUAUUGCUCAACUGAUUCGUAUUCCUGUGUGGAAAAUGUCAUUAUUUAAACUAAUGGCACACCAGUUUUGCUCUGCAUGUAGUGCUUCUCUUUUCUUAUAGUAGGGUACUGUGCUGUGAAAAAGUAUUUGCCAACCCUUUCUAAUUUCCUCUACUUUUGCAUAUUAUUUUUAUAUUGAAUGCUUUCAGAUCUUCAACCAAAACCUAAUAUUAGAUAAAGGGAACCUGAGUUAAUAAUUACAGAAUUACUACUUAUUUCAUAAACAAAGUUAUGCAACACC